Mangifera indica (mango) is the source of this 1533-nucleotide messenger RNA. RefSeq names its product protein FMP32, mitochondrial-like. NCBI's taxonomy places the organism in Eukaryota, Viridiplantae, Streptophyta, Magnoliopsida, Sapindales, Anacardiaceae. The transcript is spliced from 8 exons. Bases 440 to 1177 code for a protein of 245 amino acids. Gene Ontology annotation, cellular component: mitochondrion. The record is from RefSeq and is a predicted model, not a curated record.
AUCAUCUAAUGUCAUCUCUUUGACAAUUCGAAUCAAUCCAUAUUCAGGCUGGGCCGGACUCAAAUCCUGCCCUUGGAAAUUAGUUUCCUCAAAUCUUGGCUGCGUCAGAUUUUUCAAAGAAGGAAGCAACCGCUAAGGCGCGAACAUCGCUCCGUCGUCGUCGCCAACCAGAACGCGCAUCCAAUUACUCUUUAUUUGCCUUCAAUAUCCAAAUAAUUUGUUGCCAAUUGCUGUCUGUCUCUGAGGUAUUUUGAAUAAUCAGAUUCUUCAAUUUGAUUCUAUAUGUAAUUUAUGUCAUCACUUAGUCGGUGUCGUUUCAAUAAUAUUUCCUUUUUUCUGUUUAUGUCUUCGAAUUAGAAUAUUGUUUAGCCAGAUUUGGGAUUACCGUAUUCUAGGGCUUUAAAUUAUCCGUUAAAUUCUAUAUUCUUUGCCGAAUCGAAUGGCCGCUGCCGCGGCUUGUAAGCGUGUGGGACAGAUGGGAACCAAUUCAGGUAUUAAUGUGAUUAGAUUCGGAGGAUUUGGUGCUUCUGAAAGGGCCCCACCCUCGGAUUUUUCUUCCGUACAGUUAUGGCCUUCAAUGCGUAAGAGGUUCGACUGUAGGCAGAUUUCUCAGCUGGUGACAUCUAAUGGAAGGAGGUUGUUUCUCGUUGACACGUUGGCACUGGUUAGGAGAUUGGAGGGGCAAGGUGUGCCCUCUAAGCAAGCGGAGGCAAUAACAGCUGCCAUAACUGAGGUUUUGAAUGACAGCUUGGAAAAUGUGUCUCAAUCGGUUGUUUCAAAGGCAGAGAUGCAGAAAAGUGUAAUGGUUCAGGAAUCCAAUUUGUCUCAAUUCAAAUCCCAAGUUCAAAGUUCGCAGGACCAUCAUUUUGCCUUACUGCAACAUGAAACUGAAAAACUUCGUAAUGAUAUAGAGAAGAUGCGCAGUGAAUUGAGGUAUGAAAUUGACAAAGUUACUGCAGGGCAACGGUUGGAUUUGAAUCUUGAAAGAGGGAGGAUAAGAGAUGAGUUAGCAAACCAGAAUGCUGAAACCUCUCACCUUACUAGCAAACUUGAUCGGGAAAUUCAUGAACUAAGGGCCCAGUUGGAAGCAGCAAAAUAUGAUGUGAUAAAAUACUGCAUAGGUACUCUUGUUUCCAUCUCCGCUGUUGGUCUUGCUGUAGUUCGUAUCUUGAUGUGAAAACAUAUCGAUUACAGAAUGGUGGAAUACCCAAAAGGGGAAAAAAGAACAGCUUAACUUUUUGUUGCAAUUUAAUGAUGAAAAAAAUUCAUUAGAAAAAGAAAUGAGGCAAGAAGAUCUUUAUUUACUGUAUCUCUUGCAUCAAAUUUGUACUUUGUAAUCAUUUAUAUAUUCAUUCCUGAUCAUGGAGAAACCUUGGAAUCUAAUUCGAGAUUCAAAAUGGUGGAAUGUAUCAGUCAUCAUGUGAGACUGUGAACUGCCUAGUCUUAUGCGUUUUUAGGUGAAUUUCUAUUUUGUGUUAUCUGGAGAAUAUUACCAGUUUCAUUAUCAGAAAUAAUUGGGUUCCAGUGAUGUAA